CCCUUAAACAAGAGAUAAAAACGAGCAGGUUCCGAGGCCACCCAGUAACAAAUGGUGUGCGCGCGCGUCACGCUAGGCGCGGCGGAGGGAAGUCUGCCCCUAACAAACAUGGCUUCCCGGCUACUUCCGUCCUCCUGUCCGUAAUUUGGCACCGCGGCUUCUCGCGUUUUUACACUUAGCUCUGCUUAGCAAACGCCUGAACUUCCUCCUGCGGGGAAGGCGGGCUAGAAAGGACAUGUUGCAUUCUGAUUGGUUGCUAUGCGGAGCGUCGCCAGCUGCGCCCCGGCCCUGAUUGGUUGCCAAGAGGGGGCGCCUUCAGAGGCGGAGUCAGCGGCGUGGGGAGCCAUGGGUCAGCCCGCCAAGGUUUUACAGCUCUUUAAAACACUGCACAGGACCAGACAGCAAGUUUUUAAAAACGAUAAGAGAGCAUUGGAAGCAGCCAGAGUAAAGAUAAAUGAAGAAUUCAAAAAACAUAAAAACGAGACAUCUCCAGAGAAAAUAAAAGAGAUGAUGAAACUAGGUUCUGAUGUGGAAUUAUUGCUCAGAACAGCUGUUAUUCAAGGAAUUCACACAGACCAUGACACACUGCAACUGGUCCCCAGGAAAGAUCUUCUCACAGAAAAUGUGCCGUACUGUGAUGCGCCAACCCAGAAGCAGUAAAGCUUCCAGGAUAAACCCACCUCUGCUCCAUCCCACUUUAAAUACAUACCUGGCAACGGUCCUGGACAUGCACAUGUUUCUCUCCGAAGCGCACGUUGCAAAUGAGCGACAGGCUGAGGGCUACAGAGGAAAUAGACAUGCCUUUCACUGACAUGGGCAACUGAAGGCCUGGGGAGGCAGGACACUCCUCUCUUUCCCUUUGGUAGGUCUUACGGUCUUACAAAGCUGUUUGCCAGUGAAGCACCUUACCAAAUUGGUGACUUUUCAUCUCAUGGGACACACAUAGCUAAAUACAAAAUGCUACAUUAAAUUGAUGUUUAAUCCCAAAAUAUUAAGUUGGUAAAAAAUUAACAUUUUUCUUCCAGCUCUCUUCUGAAAGCAGCCAUUGUUUCCCAAAGUCCCGUGGUUAUUUCUGCGGCUAACAAAUAAUUACGUAGUGUAUUUCUCUGCAUUCUUACAAAGACAACAUUCCCCUUUUUGUUUUGUAUGUAUGGGUGUUUUGCCUGCUUAAAUGUCUAUGCACCGUGUGUAUGCAGUACCGUGCCUGCAGAGGUUGGGAGAGGGAAUUGGAUCCCCUGGGACUGGAGUUAUAGAUGAUCAUGAGUUUCCUAGAAGAACAGCCAGUGCUCCAAAGCACUGAGCCAUCUCUCUAGCCCCUGUAAAGACAUUAGAUAGAUGAAAUAUCAAAGUCACUCUGGGUCACUAUAGAAUAGAGACAUCCUCUUUAGGAAGUAGUGGUCCUCUGUCAGAUGGCUUGUGGUCUUUGUAGACUGCUGUGAAAUGCUGUAGAUUUUUCUCUCUCUCUCUCUUCCUCCCUCCAUCCCCCCUCCCUGCCUCUCUUUUGAGAUAGGGUCUCCCUGUGCAGUCCUAGCCAUGACCUCUAAGAUCCACUUGCCUCUGCCUCCCCAGUGCUUUACAUAAUUUGAUCUCUAGUGUUCCAAAUAACUAAUAGUAAUAAUAACAAUUGGAUUUUAUCAAAGUUAAAAACAUUUACAUAACGAUUAGUGAAUAAUUAUAGAUGAAAUAUCUGUCAUAUAUAGGAUGAUUCUAUAAAACAUAUUUUACCAGGAUGAAAAAAGGGUUAUCAGACUAUAUAAAGGACUUCAAGUAUUCGAAAGCAAGUAGGGGCUGAGAUGGCUCAGAGGUUAAGAACUCCUGCUGCUCUUCCGUAGGACCCGAGUUCAGUUCCCAGCACCCUUUCAGGUAACUCACAGCUGUUACUCCAUUUCCAGGGGAUCCUGUGCCCUCUACUGGCCUCCAAGGGCACUGCAUUCACAUGUAUAGACUCAAACCAACAGUAACACACAGAUGCAUAAUAAAGGAAUCGUGAAACAAGCAA
Molecule: messenger RNA, 1999 nt
Organism: Mus caroli (Ryukyu mouse)
Lineage: Eukaryota; Metazoa; Chordata; Mammalia; Rodentia; Muridae
Gene: Lyrm7
Product: LYR motif containing 7
Biological process (GO): mitochondrial respiratory chain complex III assembly
Cellular component (GO): mitochondrial matrix
Molecular function (GO): protein folding chaperone
Source: RefSeq, a predicted model, not a curated record